AUGGAGAAGGCCACAAUUGGCGCGUGCGCCAGACCUCGGCUCACCUUCAAGGUGGUGCUCCUGGGCACUGCCGGGGUGGGAAAGUCGGGUCUUCUGCAGAGGGCAAGGAACGGCGAGUGGCACAGCGCCAGCGAGCCAACCGUCGGCGCUGACUUCUGCCAGAAAGAUAUGAGCCAGCUCGUUCGGCUGCAGAUAUGGGACACUGGGGGACUUGAAAGGUACAGAAGCCUGACGCCCAUGUACUAUCGAGGCGCGCACGCGUGCCUACUGGUCUACGACGUUUCCAACCGCGACUCCUUCGCAGAUCUCGUUAGGUGGCUGGCCGAGGUCAGGGUCGGGUCGCCGGCUUCGAUCAUCGCAGUGGUGGCUGCGAAGUGUGACAUCCCAGCCAACGAGCAACUGGUAACAUCCACCGAAGCCGAAGCAUGGUGUGCUCAAGAAAAUCUACGGCACUAUCGCACCAGCGCAAAGAGCGGUGAGGGCGUAGACGAGAUGUUCGCCCAACUGGCCGAGGACCUGCCAUCCCAGACACCAGAGAAACUGGAGUUCCCCCCGCACGAGCGCCUGGCAUGCAUUCCCGCAUUCCCGACCGAUCGAACGGAAUGUCUUAUAAACCCCUGUAACGAAAACGCCUGCUCCAUCAUGGGGCCGCCACCUUCGCACAUCUCGCGCCUCUACGCCAGCAGACACCUCUAG
Molecule: messenger RNA, 696 nt
Organism: Acanthamoeba castellanii str. Neff
Lineage: Eukaryota; Discosea; Longamoebia; Acanthamoebidae
Product: Ras subfamily protein
Exons: 7
Coding region: 1-696 (231 amino acids)
Molecular function (GO): GTPase activity; GTP binding
Source: RefSeq, a predicted model, not a curated record